Lotus japonicus is the source of this 1033-nucleotide messenger RNA. RefSeq lists its product as uncharacterized. The transcript has 6 exons. Lineage: Eukaryota; Viridiplantae; Streptophyta; Magnoliopsida; Fabales; Fabaceae. Bases 418 to 996 code for a protein of 192 amino acids. The record is from RefSeq and is a predicted model, not a curated record.
GAAUCAAUCCCGAACAGUCUUAUUUCUAGGCGAUGGAGAAAGGAUGCUAAAGCUGAGUUCAUGUCAUCACCUUCAUCUGAUGAAGUGGCGCUUGAGGUAAUGAGGACAGCCCGUUAUAGUGCUGUAGCUGCUGCGUGCAAUAACAUGUGUCGUGUUGCUUCAGAAAAUGGUGAGUUCUUAGCAGAAAUUAUGGAAGAUAUUUUGAAGUUGACAUAAAAUUAUCAGAAGAAGGUCGAUUGUCAAAGGGGUGGAAGACGUGGAGGUAAUGACAUUCACGAUCCAGAUGUGAUUACGGGCAAAGGUGCUCAACCUAAGAAGCGGUCCACGAGGAAAAGGGGAAGGUGUUCAAAUUGUCAUAGGGUAGGGCACACUAUUAGAACAUGUACUGCGACCAACGGGGCAAAAGAAGAUCAUGCCAUGGACAUUUCAUCAUCAACUGAGAGAGAAGAAGAAAGUGAGAAAGAGAAAGAAUUCACUGGACGUGAUGACAAAAGCGUUCAGCAGACACAGGACACGACUCAGCUGUCAAUUUCCAAUAAUGUGCAAGUCAAACCUCGUCGUCGUGCUAAUGCAAAGAAUCAAAAAGUGAAUAGUAUGACGGUUCAAUCAAAGAAGGAGAUGGACGCGGGGUGUGUGUUAUCCACACAAAAUUCAGCAAAGCAAGCAGAAACGAAACCUGACGGUUCUACCGGUAUACUUCAUUGUGGAACUACUCACAUGGUGCCUCCUGUUGGUAAUGAUAUGCCAAGCCAACCCAACUUUGCCCAUGGUGUUGGUACAUGGAUGGCACCUCAUAGCAUAGGUUAUGGUUAUGGCACUCCGAAUCAUGGAAUGACUAUGCAUCCCUUUUAUGGUUUGGUCCCUUGUAUGCCACAAUUUCCCCAAGUGACAAUCCCACCUCAUGUUGGUGGAGGUCACUCUAAUUUGCUUCGUCAAGUCAUGAACAAUGGAAGUGAAGCAAGUGAAAAGUCAGGACAACCUACACAACUCCGGUGAUGAUUCUGUUUCUCUAUAUUCACUUUGCCAUGGAGGU